AUGUUUGCUGAGCUGGGUCUGCUCUCAGCUGCCUGCAGUGGUGAUGCCUGGCUCUUCGUGGGGCUGAUGGCCUUCCCAAAACAGCCCCUGGACCACGUCCAGAGGCCAGGAGACACUGAUGGUUUGGGAAGGGGCCUCUCCAAGAGAACUCCUUCGGCCAUUCGUCUUACCACCAUGUUAACAACUUUCCGCACCAUUCCUCAUGGCUCAGAAGCGCAGCUUCUGAGCAUGGCACACUUUGAUCAAAAUGCAAGCACAGAAGAAGCACGAGAUCCUCUUGCCAAGAAGAAAGCACAGAAGGAGGCUCAGGAGGAUUAUGCCUUCCUAGAAAGUGAAAUUGAGUUACCCAGAAAUGUGCCUGGAGGAGAAAACAGAACUGAGACAACAGCUUUCCAACUGUCUUCUGAUGUAUCAGUUGCAAGCUCAAUCACUCCAUGCUCCACAGUAGAUGUGUCAAUGUAUUCUUCAGACAUGUCCUUUGGGGACUUGUCUCAUUCUGCCUCUGUCACAGGGACCACAGAGUCAUCCAGUUCAGCACAAUCUUAUGGCCUAGCCUACACUUUGCAAAGCAGAAUCAUAGCUCAGCUCAGAGAUGGUACUGAAAUACCAGACUGGGAGCCUACUCCACCAAGAAACCUUAGCCUUCUAUUGACAGUGUCACGAGAGCGCCAGGAUUAUUUCAGCCCUUUGCUUAUUGACUCAGGGAAGAUUGCCCAGAGCCUCAGAUGCAUAAAGAAUCAUGGAAGGACCUGUUCUGCUUAUGAGGACUACUACCAGAACUUUGCAUCCAGUGCUGUGGGAAAUGUGAAAAUUGCUGAAGUUGAUCCAGAUGGUCAUUUUAUAAAGAUCCUGAACUGUGCCCCUGAAAAAGAGGAAAACAUUGGGAAUUAUGUCUUGAAGCAGGAUAUCCAAGGUCAGCCAGUGGCUGAAUUUUGCUUUCCCCCUGAGACCAGGAUGGCAGCCAACUCCACUGUCAUGGUUUGGGCAGCAGAUGCUAAAGUGCUUCACAGACCUCCCUCAGAUUUUCUUUGGAAGGGCCUGGAGACAUUUGGGACAAGCCUCAACUGUGCUACCAUUCUCUGUGACCCCAAUGGUCAAGCUGUGUCUUGGUACACUCCUCUCUACUGGAACAGAAGGCAAGGAUGGCUGACGAAAGAGGAAAGUGGAGACUUUGAGAACAUUGUUGUACCAACUUUCUCAACAGCAAAGCAAAAAGAAGAAUGGGAAGAGAAACAGGAAUUUACAGUAACUGAUAAAGAGUGGAAGAGGGCUGACUCAGAACAAACAAGAAAAAAAGGACAAAGCUUCAUUAAAAGGGAAAAAAAGACCUUUGCACGCCUGUUUCCUAACCAGAGUGCCUGGUGCCAAAGUCCAGACUCUCCCACCCACCCUCACUUUUCUCUGGUUAGACCACUAACCCUAGGGAAUGACGGCAGCAGCUUGUGUAGGCAGUCUCGGUGUCAGUCGUCAAGGCCUGACCCCGUGCCAGCUCCUAGCUCUCCUCUGUAA
Cygnus atratus (black swan) is the source of this 1509-nucleotide messenger RNA. RefSeq names its product lamin tail domain containing 1 (gene LMNTD1). The coding region runs from base 1 to 1509 and encodes 502 amino acids. The transcript is spliced from 9 exons. Gene Ontology annotation, cellular component: nuclear envelope; cytoplasm. NCBI's taxonomy places the organism in Eukaryota, Metazoa, Chordata, Aves, Anseriformes, Anatidae. The record is from RefSeq and is a predicted model, not a curated record.